AUGGUCAUUUCAGAACCGAAUGAACUCCCGUGGGUGUUGUGCGGGGUUUAUGCUAGUACCGAUUAUAGGGUAAGGAGAACUCUUUGGGGAGAACUGACUAGUCUGCUGACCCAGGGAGUACCAACAAUGGUAGUAGGGGACUUUAACUGCAUCUUAAGCUCAGAGGAGAAGAGAGGAGGGAGACAAUACUCUGAUUCGGUGGAUAGAAGGGAGUUUCAUGAGUUUGUGGGGAGGAAUGGAUUGGUGGACCUCGGCUUUUCUGGACCUCGUUUCACCUGGUGCAAUAAUCAAUCUGGGCAGGCUAGAGUGUGGGAGCGGAUCGACAGGGCCAUUGCAUCCCCAGACUGGAUCCAGCGUUUUCCUGCCUACCAGGUUAGUCAUCUAGCUCGGAUUGCUUCUGACCACUGCCCUCUCUUGAUAUCGACAGAGGCAAGAUCGGUGCAUCAUAGCCCCUUCCGCUUUGAGAAGUUGUGGUUGUCAUAUCCCCAGUCAUGGGAUGUAGUCAGGGAGGCGUGGAGUGUGCCAGUACGAGGGGAUGCCAUGCAGAGGGUGUCACGCAGGUUGGAGCUCACCAAACGCCGUCUUCGGCGUUGGAACCGGGAGACUGUCGGCAAUAUCUUUAGGAGGUUGGAGGAGGUGGAGGCAGUGAUUUUGGACGCCCAGGGGAGGGAGGAUCGAGGAGAGGACCUUACGGAGGCCGAUAUGGUGGAUCUGCGGCGAUCAUUAGCUUCCCACCAUUCCUUGUUGCGCCAGCAGGAGAUCUUUUGGAGACAGAAGUCCAGAAUUCAGUGGGUUAAGGAUGGUGACCGGAAUACUUAUUUUUUUACCGAUCGACAGUUAUUAGAAGGCAAAGAAAUAUGA
Molecule: messenger RNA, 861 nt
Organism: Phoenix dactylifera (date palm)
Lineage: Eukaryota; Viridiplantae; Streptophyta; Magnoliopsida; Arecales; Arecaceae
Source: RefSeq, a predicted model, not a curated record